UGUAAACGGUCAUACUAAAGUAACAAAUGUGCACCCUGGCAUCAGAAUAAAUAAGGCAAAGGUGUCAAGAGCAAGAGAAGCCCUGGGAGAGGCCUUGCCUGCAGGUUUCCCAGAGGCAUCUAGUGGGCCACUGGGUGGAACGAGAUGUUGGACUAGGCCUUGGGCCUGAUCCAGCAGGGCUCUUCUUAUAUUCUUAUGAGAGAGAGUUCAGAGGCCCGGUAAGAGGCUACAAAAGUGCAACCAGAAGACUCACAAGGAAGAACGCAAGACCCUCAGAAGGCUAAAAACCGGGAGACUGGUGCCUUAGCUGCUGCCAAAGUCAUUGAGACCAAGAAUGAAGAUGAACUGGAGGAUUACAUGGUGGAGAUUGAGAUCCUGGCAACCUGUGAUCACCCUCACAUUGUAAAGCUGCUAGGAUCCUUUUAUUACGACAGCAAGCUAUGGAUCAUGAUUGAGUUUUGCCCUGGUGGAGCCGUGGAUGCUAUUAUGCUAGAACUGGAUCGAGGCUUGACUGAACCCCAGAUCCAAGUGACCUGCCGCCAGAUGCUAGAUGCCCUGAACUACCUCCAUAAGAAGAAGAUUAUCCAUCGGGACUUGAAAGCAGGCAAUGUAUUGCUGACCCAGGAUGGAGACAUCAAGCUUGCGGAUUUUGGAGUAUCUGCCAGAAACAUGAAGACUUUGCAAAAACGGGAUUCCUUCAUUGGCACGCCGUACUGGAUGGCUCCUGAGGUGGUGAUGUGCGAGACCAUGAAAGACACACCCUAUGAUUACAAGGCUGACAUUUGGUCCUUGGGUAUCACCCUGAUAGAAAUGGCCCAAAUAGAACCUCCUCAUCAUGAGCUCAAUCCCAUGAGAGUCUUGCUGAAAAUAGCCAAAUCUGACCCUCCCACACUUGACUAUCCCUCAAAAUGGUCUCCAGAUUUCAAAGAUUUCCUGAAGACUGUGCUUGAUAAGAACCCUGAGACAAGGCCAAGUGCAGCACAGUUAUUGGAGCAUCCCUUUGUCAGCAAGGUCACUAAUAACAGAGCGCUACGUGAGCUUGUGGCGGAGGCAAAAGCUGAAGUGAUGGAGGAAAUUGAAGACAAUAGAGAGGAAGGAGAAGAGGACUUGUCAGAAUCUACAUCUCCUCAUGAUGUUCACAAGAGGAACUCCUCUGUUGCAAGCCAACUGAGUUUGGAAGGAGAGAAGUCUCCUGAAAGUGACUUGUCACGUGUGACCAAUGGACCCAAGUUGCCGUUGGAGCAGGUCAAAGAAGCCAUAAAUGGGCAGAGCAGCAAGCUUUCAGAUGAUGUAGAUGGCCAUGAGAAACCAAAAGAAACGAGCAGCAGUUCAGACUUGUCUGGGACAGAGUGCUAUAGAGAACUGCCUGGUACCAAAGAGAAGUUGGGCACCAGCCCCCAGUUGUCACUCCUUGAAGAGAAGCUAGUAGAGAACGGAGACCUCAGCCACCAAAAAAAGGACACUAAACCAGCAAGCAAAGAUGAUUUGAAUGUGGGAAGCCAGCUAGAGAACAGCCUCCUUGAAAUAUCUACUGAAGAAAAACUUCCCAAUGGGAGUUUGAAUUCUGAGCUUGAGAAUGGCAGCUUCAAGAGAGACUCUGAUUCUGGUAGCACCUCUGCUUCAGAGAGCAUGGACCUCAGCAUCUCCUUGUCUGUCGACCUGUCCCUGAACAGAGGCAGUGGGUCCCUCUCCCUCAAGGAUGCAAAAAUGCAAAAGAUGACCCUGAAACGAACCAGGAGGUUUGUCGUGGAUGGAGUGGAAGUGAGUGUCACUACCUCAAAAAUCAUCAAUGAGGAUGAAAAGAAAGAUGAAGAGAUGAGAUUUCUCAGGCGCCAGGAGCUGCGUGAGCUGCGUCUGCUUCAGAAAGAGGAACACCGGAACCAGGCCCAGCUGACCAGCAAACACCACCUGCAACUGGAGCAAAUGCUGAAGCGCUUUGAACAGGAAAUGAAUACGAAGAAGAAAUUCUAUGACACCGAACUAGAAAACCUGGAACGUCAGCAGAAGCAGCAAAUUGAGAAGAUGGAGCAAGAUCACUCACUGCGCCGUCGUGAAGAGGCAAAGCGUAUCCGUGCUGAGCAGGAACGAGAUCUUGUUAAAUUUCAGGAGCAGCUGAAGCAGAAGAAGAAGGAGGUUAAGAGUGGUGUUGAAAAGCUCCCACGACUACAGCGCAAAGGGGCCAUGAAAGUGAAGAUGGAGGAAUUUGCACACAAGAAGCAAGUCAUGGAACAAGAAUUUAUAGCCAAGCAGGCUGAGGAUUUGGAGCAAGCCAUGAAAAAUAUCACAAUCCAAAAUCGAAAGGAGAUCUGUGACAAGGAGCGUGAGUGCCUCGACAAGAAACAGUAUCUCAUGAGAGAAAAGGAAGCUACAAUCUGGGAUCUAGAAGAGCACCACCUGCAGGAAAAACACCAGCUUAUUAAACAGCAACUAAAAGAUCAGUAUUUCCUCCAGAGACACGAGCUGGUCCGUAAACAUGAGAAGGAGCGUGAGCAAAUGCAGCGGUAUAACCAGCGCAUGAUAGAGCAAUUGAAGAUUCGACAGCAGCAAGAGAAAGCCCGUCUUCCCAAAAUCCAGAGGACUGAAGGGAAGACCCGCAUGGCCAUGUACAAGAAGAGUCUCCAUAUCAGCUCCAGUGGAAGUGCCUCCGAGCAGAGAGAGAAGAUAAAACAGUUUGCACAACAGGAAGAAAAGAGGCAGAAAGCUGAGCGACAGCAACAGCAGCAGAAACAUGAGAUGCAGAUGAAGGAUAUGAGCGCCCAGUGUGAGAGCAACAUGAAUGAACUCCAGCAGUUGCAGAAUGAGAAAUGUCAUCUCUUGGUCGAACAUGAGACGCAGAAGCUGAAGGUUUUGGAUGAAACCUAUAAUCUCAACCUGAAGGAUUGGCGAGAUAAGCUCAGGCCACGAAAAAAGGCAUUGGAAGAUGAGCUGAACCAGAAGAAGCGAGAACAGGAGAUGUUCUUUAAACUCAGUGAUGAGACUGAUGGCCAGUCUCCAGCCUCACCCAACAAACCUGCCAAAUUUGUGCCAUUCAGCUCUGCGGAGGCUUCCUAGCCUUUGGAGUAAUGGGCAAGGCUAGCUAGAAAUUCUGCCUUUAUCCACUGGGGAAAAGUUGUCAAAAGUCAUGCCAGGAAUCCCUUUCCUCCUGUGCCAGCUUCUGCUCAGUUCCAUGUCUCCUGUUCAGUUGUGUGUGAGGCAACAAAUGUGGCCUGAGGUCUGCCCCUCUCAUCGGGCUUUCCUGGAGAGAAGGCAGAUUCCACUUCUCAGUGGCACUGGCUGGUGCUGACUAACUGCACGAGGAGAGCUGCAGUUGAGCUUCAAGCAGGAGAGCUAAUAGUAUGUCGUGUUCAGAGUUCAUGCUGUUUGCUGAACCCAUUCCCUGGCGACGGGUCUGACUGGUGGUCUCUCUUACCACCUAUUAAAGUGAUCAAUAUUAGCAACCUAAGAGAAGUUCUGUUACUUCUAAAUGCUGCCGUUAAGCCUGCCGCCUGUUACUUUUCCUAACCAGCUCUCCUGUGUGCUAAAGCCAGGCAUGACAGUUCAGUGGUGUCAGCUAACAGUGUGGCUUUGUCUAAUGGUUGGACUUUUGGCUACCUCAAGGCACAAGAGGUUCACCUGAGCGCCUUUCAAAAACAGAAUGAAAGAUUUCCUGCCUGAUUGAAGCCUCCAUCUCUUAACGGAGCGAAGGACUCUUUUCCCAUCUAGGCCUCCCCUUGUGAAUAUUUGUUCCUCAGCUUGUUUUGAAAUGACCCAGCACUUCUGGUGACUUGUGACACAAUUUCUGCCCUUUCUCAAAUGUAGGGUAGAGAUAUCGGGACCUAAAACAUGGAAGUAAAAUCUUCCAGUCCCCAAGCCCAGAGCUCUUUCCUGGCAAAUGAGGCAGUACAUUCCUACCCAGAGUGAAUAUCACAAGCUGUGAAGGCCUAAAUGUGCUUAAGAGCAAUGGAAAUUGCUGCCUGACUUGAGGAUGUGUGGAUUAGCAUUUCUACUCCCAACAAAUGGUUUUGAAUGAAUAUGCCUGACAAACAUCUAUGCAGUUAAGAUCCUGAAAUUAGCUUGGACUCUGAAGAGAUGGGUAUGUGUGUAAAGGUGCAGUCAGCCAACUGAUGACUGCCAGUAGUUUUUUAUGGUCUCAGAUUGCCAAGGUCUGUUCUCUUGCUGAGGGCUCAACAUUUGAAAGGGACAAGUGCAUUACACACCCUCUCUACUUAACUUGUUUUCCAUAUGAUGUUCUGCUAAAACAGAAUUGCCUUUCUGUGCCCUUCACUUUAGGCUCUUUGGAUACGGAUUGCCUCCUCUUCAGUUGUGUUGUAAUUGUUCUUUCCCUGUGAUGAUUAACAGGGAACUUUCUCUCCCCUAGCUCCUUUUCUUUCCCCAGGGCUAUUGGUUUAGGGGAAGGUCUGUGCUCAGGUUGUGGCAAGGAGCUGAUGUUUGCUAUACUAAUAAAUUAAAUAGAAAGAAAACCCCAAAUGCACAAUAUUGCAGCUGGCCUAGGGUUAAGUUGCUUUGUUUUGUGCCAUCUCGUGUGAUGUUUGGUUAAUAGCAAAUGCUAGUUUUUGUGGGUUUAACUCUGCUCUUAAACUAUAUUGUUUGCUGUGAUUAGAAAACAUGUUUUUGGCAUAAAGCAGCAUCUGCCUGAGAACUGCUUUGUGUAUGACUUUGUGGUUGCUCUGAGUAUGGAAGGAUCCAAAAGAGUCCAUGUAAGAAGAGCCACAUAUAGGGAAACAGAUGAUUACAUGUCUGAAAUACUAAAGAUCUUCAACAUUUCUUAGACUUUGAGAUUCUACAAAGGGCAUUUUUAACCAAGGAGGUAUAUUUUCCCCUAUUUGGUGAUUAAAAAUAUAUUGCAGAAGUUAUAAGGCUUUAUUCAUUUUGGCCAGUUUGCGUUUUUCUAUAAACUUAAAGCUGUUUGUGUCUUGUUGCUUUUCACAGUACAAUUCGCACAAUGUUAGAUAACCGCAUUUAGUAAUUUUUUUGAUUUUAUAAUUCAUUCAGAUAUAAAUGCAAGCAAAUGGUCUGCAUAGUUUAUUCUAUUUCAAACCACUAUGCAUUUAGGUGGCAACAUGGUCCAGUAUCUUUUUAUUGCACUCAAGGCCUGUUGCACUCCUAUUACACAAUUGCACUCAAGAGCUCUGCAUAAAUAGCUGAUUGCCCUCUGUGUGCUGAUUUGUUAGUCCUGAUUUGUUUUCCUUUCCUGAUGUACUGGCCUAUAAUAAAGUAGCCAAUAACUUUGACAGCAGAAAUUUGUCAGCUUGCUGGAAUGGAAACAGAGGUCUAGCAAACUUGGGGCUACUGGCUGUGAAUGCAGCCUUGUUCUGUAUUGAAUGAGGAUAUAUUAAAUGUCGGAAUCAAAAUUCUGUCUGACUAAAAUGUCUGCUUAACAGGUUCUGGAUUCUAGAGUGUGUAAAAGUCUAGAAAUUGCAUCUAGAGAGCACUGUCGCUUCUCACUACUGCUGUUAAAUCUUUGUUGAGAUACAGAACAGUGUGUGUGAGAGAAACUGGAACAAAUUGUUGUGCUCUAGGGAAUUCUUUAAGAAAAAAGCCAAAUGUUCUGACAGCAGUUUCUUUUCUAGCCGUAUGUUAUUUUAUAUCCUUUAUCAAUAAUUUGCAGUGUGUGUGAGCGUGCGCAUGCUACUACUCCAGAUCCUUUAUACAUCAGCCAUUCACUCAGCUGAUUAAUUGUAUGUUUGGCUGCAAAAUCAAACCAUGGUUGCUUAUCGAGAACUUAUGCAAAUACUGGAUACUUCUUUCUGUACCAGUCUGCUGUCAGAGGUGCUGUAACUUCACAAAGGUGCAAUAUUUACCUUGUGCCAAUGUUUCCAGAAAGUCUCCCCCCAACUUCCUUCUAAGGCAAGAAAAUGCUGCUUAUUUUCUUUCAAAUAACAUUUUCCUAAUCUAAAUAAAACCAGCUUAUAUUUGUUUGUUGGGACAAAGAGAUGACAUUUUUACAUUGGAUUUAAAUGAGUUUUUUAAAAAAAUGUUUUUUCUUUUGGGGGGUAACCACUGUUGUGAAUAAUCUGAUAAAGGAAGGCACUGCAUGUGUACAAUUGUCAAUUGUGGCUUCAGGUCAGCAGUGCUGGCGUCUUGUAUUUAUAUGUGAACUUGGCUUGGGUGUAAGGGAAUUUGAUCCCAGAAUUCUGCUCAUUUAAAUUUAAUGCAUCCCAAUCAACAGCUUUGAUGCUCUGAACAAAACAGAUUGUUCUUAAAUAUAUAUUUUGUUUCAUUCUGAGAGCUCCCUCUGUAUUGUUGUGUUGGUAAUAAACUAUUAAUUCUUCAAAA
This is a messenger RNA of Hemicordylus capensis (graceful crag lizard), 6276 nucleotides long. RefSeq names its product serine/threonine kinase 10 (gene STK10). Lineage: Eukaryota; Metazoa; Chordata; Lepidosauria; Squamata; Cordylidae. Gene Ontology annotation, biological process: protein phosphorylation. The record is from RefSeq and is a predicted model, not a curated record. Gene Ontology annotation, molecular function: protein serine/threonine kinase activity; ATP binding. The coding region runs from base 358 to 3051 and encodes 897 amino acids. The transcript is spliced from 19 exons.